AUGACUCAGGGCACCAGCGGUGUUUUGGGCUUCUCCUCCGCCUCCUUCUGGCGUUCCGCGCUGUUUCUGGCGCAGGGUGCCGUCCCUCACGUCGAUGUGGCAUGGAGCGCGGUGCUGAGCUCCUGCGAGGCGAGCGCUGAAUGGGAGAUGGCCCUCGCCAGCCUCGAGAGGGCUUUUGAGCAUCACUUGGAAGUCUCCCUGGUGCUCAACAACGCCGCGAUCAGCGCCAUCAGCGCCGGCGCAACUGCGGUCACUGCGUCAACGUGGCAAGUGGGCGUCGAGAGGCUGCUCCUUGCCGCGUCCCGCCAGCUGCGUGUGGACGUGAUCGGAUACAAUGCGCUGUGCAGCGCGCAGGAGAAGAGCUGCGUCUGGCAUCAGGUCCUCUCGUUGGCCUCGCAGCUCGCCGCGCGGAGCCUGCGCACUGACGCCUUCGCCGCCGGCGCCGUGUUCUUCGCGUCGAAGGAGGCCGUGGGUGGCAGAACGUGGCAGCGAACGCUGCGGCUGGCGGACUGGGUGGCAGAACGGCAAGUGGAGCUGGAUGUGAUUAAGCAGCAAGCAGUGCUGGCCGCCUUGGCCACGCGCGGCCAAGCGCUGAAGGAUGGCUGUGAGCGCCUCUCCGGUUCAGCUGUUUCGCUCUUGGAGUCGUUGCCGAAAAGAGAGACGUGCUUCCUUGAAACCCCCGCGGACGAGUCCCUGGGGAGCCUGGACGAACGCCCUGCGACGCGGUCGACUGGUGAAAGACGACAGGAGCUCGGAGCCUUGAGUUUGGUGGCCAAGGGCUGUGCCUUGAGUGGCGCCUUGGGGCGACACCCGAUUUACGGCCGUGUGGCCCAUGACGCGGCCUUAGCACUGGAGGAUAUCGCCUUGGCGCUCUCGUUGCUGGGACCGUGGGACGCGCAGCCGGGGAAGCUCAGCCCGGUGAGAGCGGGGAUCGACAAGGCCGUCCAACGCUUCCGUCAGGCGCUGGUGCCGCCGGGGCUGGAUCGAUCAGUGCAAAGUACCCAGGCAGGGAUCGGCCAGGGCCAAAGUGCUGUGCCGCCUCAGUUAGGUACGGUGGCAGUGUAUUGCGAGGGGAAACAUGACGAAUGUGAGGUUUUCAGGAGGCGGAACGGUGAGAACAAAGAGAAUCAGGAACUGUUGGAACGAGAUGACUGGGGCGGGGCGUUUGAGCAUGACAAGCACUGGCUGGCUGAGGACACCUUCUACAUCUCUGUGGAUGCCUCGGUUGCCUCCGUGGCGGUCGUCGACGGCCACUCGCUCUCCGUGGCAGUCGUGUUGGAUGCGGUUGGAGAGAUUUUAUCCGCGGCCGGACGAGACGCCCUGGCCGACUUGUUGCGGAGGAUGAAGAGCUGCUCUGCUGAGGAGUUGGCCCAGGUCGGAACACUCACCGUCAUCGGCUUUGGUGGCAGGCUAGUGAAGGCUGAUCCCACUUCAGAUUGGGAGGAGACUGCCGUAGGGGACACGGACGCGCAGGCCUUUUGUAGCAAGCUCAACCGCCGAGGCAGAGCGAGCUGGUCAGCUACGCAGAAGCCCACGCAACAGGGUGAGGGCGCAACGUUGUUGGAGACCCUGGGCAUCACGGAUGCACGAAGAUGCUUGAGCGCCGGCGAUUUGGCGGUGGACGUCUCCCUGCCCAGUGGCCGCAGCUGCCGGGUGAACGUGAGCGCCAGCUCGGUGGUGGCGGACCUGCGCUUGGUGGCUGAAAAGGCGCUGAACGUCGGCUUCCUAAGACUCAUCUCGCCGGAUGGCCGCUUUCUGGACCCCGCGUUGAGCCUGUGCCAGAGCGGGCUGCAGUCGGGCGACACCCUCACGGCGGUGGCGCAGCCCGCCAAGAUCCAGGCGACCUGCAGCGCCUUCGCCAAGUGGUGCUCGGGGCCCUCUCCCGUCACGCUUUGGGGUGAUCCAGAUUGUGGCGGCGAGAACAACGAGGAGCUGGUGGAAGUUCAAGAGAUUCAGUCGGCGCAUGAGGCCUUCGCAGCAAUCUUGGGAGAUGGCACGGUGAAGGUUUGGGGCAACCCCGACAGCGGCGGUGAUGCCGAAGAGGUGGCAGGGAAGCUGAAGAACGUCCAGCAGAUCCAAUCCGCGCACAGCGCCUUUGCGGCGCUCCUCGCGGAUGGCAGUGUGGUCACCUGGGGUGAUUCCUCCUUCGGUGGCGAUAGCAGUCGGGUGCAGAGACGCUUGAAGAAGGUGAAGCACAUUCAGUCCACCGGCUGGGCCUUCGCGGCGCUCUUGGAGGACGGUUCUGUGGUAACCUGGGGAGACAGCAAGGAUGGUGGGGACAGCAGUAAAGUGCAGCGGCAUUUGAAGAACGUUCGCGCAAUUCAAAGCACCGAUGCUGCCUUUGCAGCCCUGCUUGCAGAUGGAAGUGUGGUCACUUGGGGCUUGGAAGACUACGGUGGCAAUUCCCAGAAGGUCCAAGCCCAGCUGCGCUCGGUGACGGCGAUCCAAGCCACGGAGUGGUCCUUCGCCGCCCUGCGCCAGGAUGGCCAGGUGGUAAGCUGGGGCCACAUCACCAACGGUGGCGACAGCAGCGAGGUGGCCCUCAGUGAGGUGCAGAUGAUUCAGGCCACGGCCUACGCCUUCGCCGCCAUCUCCACAGGCGGCCGUGUGACCACGUGGGGCCAUCCACUCUAUGGCGGGGAUAGCGGUGCAGUGCAAGGUCAGCUGUCGAAGGGCGUCGUGCAGAUUCAAGCGACCGAGCGCGCCUUCUGCGCCAUCUUGGAGGAUGGAAGCGUCGUCACCUGGGGUCACAAGGAUUAUGGUGGUGAAGUUUCCGCAGAUCUGAAGAAAGAACUUUGCCAUGUGCAUCAGGUGCAGAGCACCAAGGCGGCCUUUGCGGCAAUCCUGGCCGAUGGCCGGGUCGUGGCCUGGGGCAGCAGCACCUAUGGCGGUGAGAUCACCAAGGAGCAGGAGAAGAAGAUCAGGAACGUGCAGCUGAUCCAGUCCAGCCAUAUGGCCUUCGCCGCGCUGCUGUCGGAUGGCAGUGUGGAGAGUUGGGGCAAGAUCGACGACGACGAUUUUCUGGGUCAAGGAUCCAUGAGCGAAUACUCCGAUGGCAGCUCUUUGUGA
This is a messenger RNA of Durusdinium trenchii, 3069 nucleotides long. The record is from the annotation of a GenBank genome assembly. NCBI's taxonomy places the organism in Eukaryota, Dinophyceae, Suessiales, Symbiodiniaceae.